UUUGCCACGGCAGCACAACGGCAACAAACAAACAAGAGACGAUGACGCACAGCGGUGGUGCGGUCCUUCGAGUGUUGGCGCUGACGCUGGUGGUGGCGGUUCACGCUGCCAGCGCUGUCAUCCCGUGUCAUGACAUCCAAGGCCACCAAGCGUGCGUGUUGAUGCCCGAGUGUGAGUGGAGUGAGUUCCGUCAUGCGUGUCAUGAAAAAGGGGGCAGCCACCCAUGCAAGUUUCACGGCGACGAGCAAUCAUGCAAGGCAGACCCAGCCUGUGACUACCACGGCGACCUUGGCAUCUGCACAUCCAAAGGGGAGCCGGCGCCCUGCCACUACCGUGAGACGGCACAGGCGUGCCAGAAGCAGCCAGGGUGCGCCUUCAACACUGAGCUUCACCUGUGCCAUGAGGAAGGACAGCUGCCAUGCCACUCCUUGGGAAAGAAGGAGUGCGAACCAGCAGACAACUGCCUGUGGUUGGAGGAGGCCGGGCUGUGCAUCGGCAGUGAUGAUCUGAGGUGCCACUUCUUCUCCUCAGCCGACACCUGCAGAAGCCGCUCCGAGUGUCACUGGGACGACACCACCAGCCAGUGCAUCCACGAUGUCUUGAAGGAUGCAUGUGACCACGUGCACGUGGAGGACGCCUGCCGCGCACAGCCAAACUGCGAAUGGAUGAAGGACUUCAACUACUGCAAGCACAAAGACGUGCCUGUCCCGUGCUUCCGGCACUCGUCCCGCCGCACAUGCGAGCGCGAUCCAACGUGCGAAUACACGCGCGGUGCAAACGCCUGCCACACCAAAGGUGCCACUGUGCCGUGCAGUCGGUUCUUUGACAGCGAGGGUUGCCACGCCGCCCAACACUGCAGAUACGACAACCACCUGCGCGCAUGUGUUGGCAAGGACGAGGAGAUCCCGUGCAAUCGCUUUGCGGAGCGGGAGUCUUGCCUAAACGCCGGCUGUGAUUUCUACAGGCACGUGUGCAUGGACAAGGGGCAGCGUGCCCCAUGCCACACCUACGAAACGCCGUUUAAAUGCAUGCAGGCAGGCUGCGAGUUUGACUACGAGGAGGAGACGUGCAUUGACGGCGUGAACCGGGAGACGCUGGACCGCAUUUCCCACCACGUGCACCGACAGCGGCCCCCAACGCGUGCCGAGAUGGGCUGCGAGCACGCGUCGUGCGGAGAGCUGCCGACGUGCUCGGGCGACACGACGUUGGCCACGCCGAUGUAUGACUGCUGCCCGCGCUGCUCAUAUCCGCGCGACGUCUGCACCAUGUUCCUGGACCAGUCUGCGUGCCCGCGCGAGUGCGAGUGGCACCCGGUUGAGUUUGCGUGCACUGAAGUUGGUGGCCAGCCGCCGUGUCACCGCUGCUUCGACGAGACGAUGUGUGAGGAGCGGAAAGACGAGUGCGAGUGGCAUUCAUCUGCGUUCGUGUGCACGGAGAAGGGCGAGAAGCCGCCGUGUUGGCGUCUGAGUGCACAGCGGUCGUGUGAGGCAAACGACUGCACCUGGGACACGGAGGCACGCAUGUGCCACGAGGAGGGUGUGGCGAUUGCCUGCGAGCAUCUGCCCGAGACGAGCUGUCGAGCGGCGGAUGGGCGGUGCAUGUGGGACCCGCACGCGUACAUGUGCCACGAACCAGGGGAGGCGCCCGCGUGCUCGUCGUACACGACAGAGGCCGCGUGCCACUCAAACGCCAAUCGCUGCGAGUUCAUCCCGAGUGCGGACCGCUGUCUGCCCAAGGGCCACGUCCCACCAUGCCACAUCUUCCCAAAGAGCGAGUGCAGUGAGCAGGAUCACUGCAAGUAUGAUGGGAUGCUGCGCGAAUGCAUCGAUGACUUUGACUUUGAGCCGCUCCCGUGCCACGAGCACUUUGACGAGGAGGACUGCAACACGGACGACACCUGCACCUGGGCAAAGGAGGCGCUCGGCUGCUUCGUCAAGGGCCAGGAAGUGCCAUGCGACCGUAUCUUUGAGCAGGAGAACUGCCAGGGCCCGCGCUGCCAGUGGUUCCCAGAAGGGCAGCGCUGCCUCUCCGCCGGCGAAAACGUCCAGUGCGCACAUGUGUUUGACAAGGAGUCGUGCGAGAAGAUUGGGUGCGAUUUCCAUGACGACGUUGGCGUCUGCACAAACAAAGGUGCAAAGACGGACUGCAACUUCCUCCACGAUGAGGAUGCCUGCAAGCAACGAGAGGACUGCCACUGGGACGGGCUGGGGCAAGCGUGCAUGUCCGCAACAUCUGAGCACCGCUGCUUUGCGUCAAACUCCGCAAACGAAUGCAGAGCCAUGGACUUUUGCAAGUGGAUUGUCGGCGAGUCGCGGUGUGUGUAUGUGCACGAGGGCCAGACGGACUGCGGCGAAUUCACGCAGCACGCAUCCUGCUCAGAAUUCGACGAUUGCGAGUGGGACAUUGACGCGCGCGUGUGUCAUCCAAAGGGGGAGCUCAAGUGCAAGCACAUCCACGAGCCCGAACCAUGCAUGCGCGUUGCCAAAUGCGCUUGGGAUCAGCAUACGCAGCGCUGCCGCCGUCUCAAGAAGCCGCGGCACGUGGAGCUCUAAGCAUACGUGGGUGCGUGGAUGGAUGGACGGAUGUGUGUUGUUGUGCUUUGUGGUGCUGUGUUGUUUGUCAUCGCGUGACCAAUGAACCAACAAACGAACGAA
Molecule: messenger RNA, 2654 nt
Organism: Salpingoeca rosetta
Lineage: Eukaryota; Choanoflagellata; Craspedida; Salpingoecidae
Exons: 22
Coding region: 42-2552 (836 amino acids)
Source: RefSeq, a predicted model, not a curated record